Ustilago hordei is the source of this 1248-nucleotide messenger RNA. RefSeq lists its product as uncharacterized. The transcript has 6 exons. Lineage: Eukaryota; Fungi; Basidiomycota; Ustilaginomycetes; Ustilaginales; Ustilaginaceae. The record is from RefSeq and is a predicted model, not a curated record. The coding region runs from base 1 to 1248 and encodes 415 amino acids.
AUGCAUGGAAACAAGUUCGUCUCAGCAAAGCGCUUACUUCAGGCAGCUUUAGAGGAUGGACCCAUAGGGUUCAUGUUAUUGGAAGUACCACCCUCAUCACUCCCGGCCUUCGGUUUCAUUCCUACCAGCGCCGAUAAAGGAGUAGAGAUGGAGGUUGAGAUCGAGAAGAAGGUGACAGCAGUGGAUAUACCAAAGCUGUACCAACACCUUCAUGAUGUGUUCGAUGAGGUGGAAGCAGACAGGCUUCCCCAGCAUACCGAACAUGAUCUUCACCUUGAACUAAUGGAAGGAAGUCAACUGCCUCAGGGCCCGCUGUAUCUCAAAGGGCCUAAAGAAAUGUCUGAAUUGAGGAAGUAUCUGGACAAGAACCUCAUGAAGGGGGCUCUGUUGCCCCUCAUUGAGGAGCAACUGUUCCUGCUCCGAAAGGCAAAGAUCUAUUCCAAGCUAGAUCUCCGAGCAGCAUACAACCUCAUUCGCAUCACAAAAGGAGAUGAAUGGAAAACAGCAUUUGUAGAGUUUCUAGGGUACAUCAUCAAACCCACAGGGGUAGAGAUGGAUCCUGAGAAAGUACAGACAGUCAAGGAGUGGCCAAUGCCAGAAUCAAUCCAUGAUAUCCAAAGAUUCCUUGGCUUUGCCAACUUCUACAGAGUACUUCGUCACUUCAAUUACCACCUUCCUACAAGGCUGGAAACAGAUGCAAGUGACUUUGCCAUCGCUGGAGUGCUCAAACAAGAGCAUGAAGGGCAUUGGCACCCAGUAGCAUUUUAUUCAAGGAAGAUGUCAUCGGCUGAGAAGAACUACGAGAUCCAUGACAAGGAGCUCCUAGCAGUGGUCACCUGCCUCACUCAACAAGCAAGAUGGGCAGUAUUGUUAGCAGAUUUCGACUUUGUGCUACAAUAUCGACCAGGAGACAAGGGUGGCGAACCCGAUGCUCUCACCAGACAAGCUGACAUGCAGCUGGUCGGUGAAGAGCAGGAGCACAAUGUUCAACAACUACUGCCCCCCCAGGUGUUUGAACAAGUCGAAAAUGAAAUCACAACAGGGAUGGCUCCCGUCCUCAUGAUGGAGUCUAUAGCCACGAAAGGAAUCAAAGAUCUGGCCAGAAUCUUCCAGCCUCUGGAUCCAGAGCUUCAGGAGAUCCAUCUAAGGAAGCCAUUCGAGAUCAGAGACGGCUUGUGGUAUAGUGGCAGACAAUUGGUUAUCCCCAAGGUAACAAUGCCAGGGAAGACCAACAACCGUCAUUUGUGA